AUGGAGUCCGAAAAGAGGCCUCAUGACAGUGUGGAAGGUGAUGAAUCAAAAGGCCAAAUGAACCCUACCAAAAAGACAAAGCAACACUCAUCAACUAAGACCUUUUGGAGUGAGGAUGAAGAGAUUUCAAUCCUAAACACUGCAAUCCAAUUUUCAAAUCUAAAAGGACUCGACCCAACUGCCCAUGGCAACAGGACUCAAUUUUAUACAUUCAUCAAACAAUCAUUUUCCUAUCAUGAUUUUUCCAAACGCCAAGUUCGCAAAAAAUUGAAAAGCCUGAAGAAAAAUUUCGAAAGAAAUGUUGUCGAAUCAAAGGCCUUUUCAGAUCCACAUCAAAACAAAGUGUUUGAGCUUUCUCUCAACUUAUGGGGAAGCAAAAGCAUAAGCAAAGAUACUCCUGCUACUGCCAAUGAAGAGGUCCAAGACGCAACUCAAAUUGGUAGUGAAGUUGAAGAAGAGGGAAGAGUUUGUGAUGUUUGA
Mangifera indica (mango) is the source of this 480-nucleotide messenger RNA. Its product is annotated as probable transcription factor At4g00390. The record is from RefSeq and is a predicted model, not a curated record. Gene Ontology annotation, cellular component: nucleus. The transcript has a single exon. NCBI's taxonomy places the organism in Eukaryota, Viridiplantae, Streptophyta, Magnoliopsida, Sapindales, Anacardiaceae. Gene Ontology annotation, biological process: regulation of DNA-templated transcription. Bases 1 to 480 code for a protein of 159 amino acids.